This is a messenger RNA of Suillus fuscotomentosus, 1602 nucleotides long. RefSeq lists its product as uncharacterized. Bases 1 to 1602 code for a protein of 533 amino acids. NCBI's taxonomy places the organism in Eukaryota, Fungi, Basidiomycota, Agaricomycetes, Boletales, Suillaceae. The record is from RefSeq and is a predicted model, not a curated record. The transcript is spliced from 4 exons.
AUGGUCCUCUCAUGCCGUGCACAUUUGUUGCCUCCCCUGCCGAGCAGAAGCAAUGUUGUCGUGAGUUACUUUCUGUCAUUUGAAGUAGCAUAUAUCCUAAUCUGUUGGGCAGCAUAUUGGCAUCGAAAUCAUGAAGGAAAAUUGGCUCGUGGAACACUUCGUAGCUGGCCAGUUCCAUGCAAGGCAAAGUUCGACAUAUAUACACCAUACAAUCUCACUGCCUGCCCACAAGUCCUCGUUAUCUGCACCAACAAUCACAGCCACCCUCCGCCUGCACCUGUCAAAACUCCAGAAGCUAUUAAAGCCAUUUUCUACGAGUUGCUGCUCACACUCAGCUGGAAACUUGCUGAUGCAACACCACGUCGGAUUUUACUUGAUUCUGCAUUCAUACAAGCUUUACAAGCUCACCUCAGUUGGAAGGAAACCCACAAUCCCACACUGUCAGACCUUCACCCGUCUCUUGGGAACUCUGACCAUGCUCGGCGCCUCAUCAACACUUUGCGGUUUAAUGAAUUUCCAAGUGGAACAGGAUUCGCAGGUGCUAUUCACUUGGCAACAAAACACGAUCUUUUGCCCAUUGACGAGCGCUAUAUUUGUUGUGCGGAGUCACAUCAGCUAUCCACCAAAUCAGCAUCAAAUCCACCUGCGGCCACCACAUCAACUUCGAUUAGUAGUCUGCAGCUGGUCAUUUGUAUGACAAAGCGGAUGUCAUGGCGUCUGAUGCAAGCAAAACGGCUCUCGAUCAAUACUUCAUUCAAACGUGUACAUGGCUGGCAGGAAUUUGAAUUUGAGUCUUGGGACGUUGCCCACAUGAAAUCUGUUAUUGGUGCUCGAGCAUUCACGACAUCUCAAUCAGCACAAGCACACUUCAUCCUCUUCCAACGAAUAUUCGAGAUUGCCAGUGCGGACACAGGUUGUGCUGUUCAGUUUCAAUACAUGCACGGAGAAGGGAUUCAAACCAUCAUUGCUGAUGGACAUAAAGGUCAAGGUCUUGGCCUAGGUAUGUAUUGCGUAUACCUGUGUAAAGACUCAAUACAGGCUUGCCGCUAUGACACCACUGCUCUACUUCGUGACCUGGAUCCAUAUGACCAUCUGCGCCGCUUCUACCGUCUAUGUCUUGCGCACUAUAAACGGAAUAUCCGUAGUCUCCGUGGUCAAAUUCCCAAAGAUGUGGAAAUUGCCAUGUUGACGAUCGCAUCAGCGGAGCCUCAUCCUGAUCUACAGGGAACAUUGAAGAAGAUAAAGAAAGGUGGAAAAAAGGCUGCAGGUUUAUUACUACCGGCAGCAUGGCUUAAAGAUAAAAUUGAGGGCACGAAGUUUGUGCUACCGGCACUCUAUCAGCCAAACAGUCUCAUCCCGCUCGAAAUUUGGAAGGCCUCACCAACUACUACCAAUGGAAACGAGCAAGCACACAGGAAUAUCAAUCGUGAUGGUGUGGGUCUUACGCUAUUGGGAGGAAUCAUGCGAGGAUUUCACUACGACACAAACAUCAGCGCUAGUUUGGACCUUUUCGAUGCAUUUGGCAUCAACUCCAGCGACCGUUUAUCUACCCAUGCUUACCGUGCAAAACGUGCUCUUGCUCGACAAGGUAAGCAAUACUAG